Molecule: messenger RNA, 1986 nt
Organism: Phragmites australis (common reed)
Lineage: Eukaryota; Viridiplantae; Streptophyta; Magnoliopsida; Poales; Poaceae
Product: cyclin-A2-1-like
Exons: 12
Coding region: 169-1638 (489 amino acids)
Biological process (GO): regulation of cyclin-dependent protein serine/threonine kinase activity; mitotic cell cycle phase transition
Cellular component (GO): cytoplasm; nucleus; cyclin-dependent protein kinase holoenzyme complex
Molecular function (GO): cyclin-dependent protein serine/threonine kinase regulator activity
Source: RefSeq, a predicted model, not a curated record
GCACUCCCCCACCCACCCUGUCCCCCACCGGAAAGCGAACCAAGGGGAGAGAGCCCUCGCCGCCGCCGCAGCCGCGCAGAUCGCAGCCGGAUCUGCGGCGCCGGGGGACGGGGGUCCCCGGAUCGACCCCUCCGCCGCGGCCUCCCGCUCUGCACUCCAGCGGUUCUGAUGGCUGCACGAAAGGAAAAUCGUUUUCUUACUGCUUGCCAAGCAACCAGUGGUCGAGUCACGCGAGCUCAAGCUGCUGCAAGUCGUGGAAGGUUUGGGGCAGUUCCUUCUGUAACCCUGCCCGCAAAAACUGAACGAAAAUUGGCUGCAAAAGGGAAGACAAAAAGGGGAGCUUCAGAUGAGAACACUAGUGCAAGUACUGCAUUUGCAGGUCCCCAGCCUAAAAGGCGCACAGUGCUCAAGGAUGUGACCAACGUAAGCUGUUCUAACUCCAACAACAGUUGCACUGUGGCAACUAAACUGCAGGCGAGGCCCUCCCAAAGGGUUGGACGAGUCAUGAGCAAAAACAAGCAGUGUGCCAAGAAGGUUCCUAAGAUACCUCCACCAGUUGUUAACAGAAGUUCCGUUGUCAAUGAUUCUAACAUUGCUGAAGAAACACAAUAUGCAAAUAUUUUGGCACCAAAACAGGAACCCACUGUUUUGUUUGAGAAUGGGGGGUCGCUGUCAUUACAGAAUAUUGAACGAAACAGGGACAGCGCAUGUCAUGAUGCAUUCUUUGGGGCAAGAAACGUCAGGGAUGAACCACAACUGUCUGAGUCAAAGAUUGGGGACUCUCCUGCUUUGAACAUUGUAGAUAUUGACAAAGAUAAUGGCAAUCCUCAAAUGUGUACGUCCUACGUUGCAGACAUAUACUCAAAUCUAAUGGCUUCAGAGCUUAUGAGAAGACCUAGUCCAAAUUACAUGGAGAUUUUGCAACGUGACAUCACAAAAGGCAUGCGAGGCAUACUCAUCGAUUGGCUUAUUGAGGUUUCUGAAGAAUACAAGCUUGUGCCAGACACGCUGUACCUCACUGUGUAUCUUAUUGACCGAUUUCUUUCUCGGAAUUACAUUGAAAGACAGAAACUACAACUUCUGGGAAUAACAAGCAUGCUCGUUGCCUCGAAAUAUGAAGAGAUCUGUGCUCCCAGAGUAGAAGAGUUCUGUUUCAUAACCGAUAAUACAUAUACAAAGGCUGAGGUGCUGAAAAUGGAGUGCCAAGUGCUUAAUGACCUGGGAUUUCAUCUUUCUGUUCCAACAACAAAAACGUUUCUCAGGAGGUUUCUUAGAGCCGCGCAGGCUUCUCGUAAAACUCCUUCUAUAACUAUGGGAUUUCUGGCCAAUUAUCUCGCGGAGUUGACUUUGAUCGAUUAUGGUUUCUUGAAAUUUCUUCCUUCAAUUGUUGCAGCAUCAGCAGUCUUUCUUGCUAGUUGGACACUUGACCAAGCUGACCUCCCAUGGAAUGACACCCUUGAGCACUAUACCUCUUACAAAAGCUCCGAUAUUCAGACAUGUGUCUGCGCUCUACGGGAACUGCAGCAUAACACCAGUAAUUGCCCCCUCAAUGUUAUACGUGAAAAGUACAGACAACAGAAGUAUGAGUGUGUAGCAAACUUGACUUCACCGGAGCUGCUCCAGUCGCUCUUCAGUUGACAUGCCAUUGACAUCAAUUACUUGUUGAUCAGCAACCGUUAGCAGCAGUCGUAGUUGAGACUGCGUUAACAUUAUGUAGCAUCCCUUCCCCUUCCCCUUGUCUGAUUUGGUUGUAUUGUCUCGAGCUGUUGUUGUUUCCCGGCCUUUUUCGAGUCGUGCAGUUAGAGAAAUGGCUCGCAUUUAGUUUGACAUAAAGUUUACCCGAUUGUAAACGCACUGUGUGUAGGCUUGCCUUGAGUUGAUAACCCUAAGAUCUCCGACCUGUAUAUCGAACAACAGAAUGAUGUUUGUUGUGACAUAAAUUCAAUUAUUAUUGGCUUUGAAAUGGAAAUUAGUUUAUUGCUUGUG